This is a messenger RNA of Oncorhynchus tshawytscha (Chinook salmon), 4901 nucleotides long. It is a transcript of the gene trappc14, whose product is annotated as trafficking protein particle complex subunit 14. Gene Ontology annotation, biological process: cilium assembly. Gene Ontology annotation, molecular function: alpha-tubulin binding. The coding region runs from base 228 to 2030 and encodes 600 amino acids. NCBI's taxonomy places the organism in Eukaryota, Metazoa, Chordata, Actinopteri, Salmoniformes, Salmonidae. The transcript is spliced from 11 exons. Gene Ontology annotation, cellular component: TRAPPII protein complex. The record is from RefSeq and is a predicted model, not a curated record.
CACCGCUGUGCUGCACAGUGAAAGCGUCAGUCGCAGGUUCACCGACUGAUGAUGGACACAGUGAAUUGGAUUUUACAUGUUUAUUAUUAUAGAGAUAUUUGUAAAAAUAGGCCAACUAUCGAUGCUGGUCAUACACUAAGAAUAUUAACCCCCGAGUGGGUUUUGAAUAGUAUUAGCUUGCGUGAUUGUAUAGCAAGCUAUCAACCGGAUACAUAAUCUAGCUAGCCAUGGUUCUAAUGAUGGAAUCGCAAUGCGAGUAUUUUAUGUAUUUCCCUGCGGUUCCCAUCACGGACCUGUCGGACCCGUCAAAAUACCGAACUCUCCCCCGGCGCAGUCACCUCUACCUCGGCGAAACGGUACAGUUCUUGCUAGUCCUGCGGUCCAGAGAUGGAGCGUCGGGCUCGAGCGGGACAAAGGGAAGCGGGUCAGGUGACAGCGGUACCCGGGCUUGGAAGGAGCUGGUACGGUCCCUCUCCGCUGUAGCAAGUGUCUGCCCCGGAGAGAGCCGACAUCGCUCCCAACUUCACCCCCACGAGUUCCAGAGAAGCUACAGCGACGACUGUGUAGACGAGGAUCCAGACGACGUUGACUUUGCAGCGGGAACAGUCCACACAGCCAGAAGGGAGUCAAGGAACCGAGGUUUCAGAGAAUGCAAGCCGCUUCUCAUACACAAUAAUACGGGGCGUGAUGGACGGCAGUAUCGGCGCGCACCGGUUCAGUCACCGAUGGACGAGCCAGUGGUAUUGAACGAGGAGGUCAUAUUCCCUCUGACCGUCUCAUUGGACAAACUCCCCGUCAACACACUCAAGGUCAAGAUCAUAGUGACCGUGUGGAAGCAGGAGGAGGAAAAGGCAGAGAUCAGGGAACAUGGUUACCUCACCAUCCUACAGCUGAGGAGCCCCACACACACCUUCAGACAAGACCUUAAUACCUUCAAAGCCCAGGUCAGCACCACGUUGAGUGUUCUUCCUCCACCAACUGUGAAAUGUCAACAGAUGACUGUCUCCGGGAAGCACCUGACCAUCCUCAAAGUAUUAAACUCCAGUUCUCAGGAGGAGGUCUGUGUGAGGGACGUGAGAAUCAUUCCUAACUUCAACGUGUCCUACCUCCCCAUGAUGCCUGAUGGCUCUGUGCUUCUGGUGGACAAUGUCUGCCACCAAUCGGCAGAGGUUGGAAUGGCGUCGUUCCACAGGAUGAACAGUAGCUCCUCUCACCUUCCCAGCAUGCUCUCUGCCCUGGAGGAGCAGAACUUCCUGUUUCAGCUGCAGCUCAGGGACCAGCCGGAGGAAGAGAGCAACGAGGGUCUGGAGGUUCCUUUGGUAGCUGUGCUGCAGUGGUCCACCCCUAAACUUCCCUUUACCAGGUACAUCUCGACCCACUACCAGCUGCCCAGCGUGAGAAUGGACCAACCCCGGCUGGUUAUGACAGCUUCCUGUCCCAGUGCUGUGCAGCCUCAGGAGCACUUCCGGGUAAAAUACACCCUACUAAACAACCUGCAAGACUUCCUGGCUGUAAGACUGGUCUGGACACCCGAAGGUCGUGGUUGUCAGGAGGACCCCUCUGUCAGUUCUGUGGUAUGUCAUUCCCCCCUUAACAACCUGGGCCAGUGUCGAAAAGGAUCCACCCUCUCCUUUACUGUCGGCUUCCAGAUACUCAAGGCAGGACUCUUCGAGUUAAGCCAGCACAUGAAGCUGAAGCUUCAGUUCACAGCGUCCUGUUCCAACCCCCCUGCUGAGGCCAGGCCCAUGUCUCUGUCCCUGUCCAGGAAGAACUCUCCCUCCAGCCCUGCUGUUAGAGACCUGCUGGACAGACAGAGUCUGGGAAGAUCACAGUCCUUCUCUCACCAACAACCAUCACGGUCGCAUCUUAUGAGGACGGGCAGUGUGAUGGAGCGCAGGGCCAUCACCCCUCCAGUGGGAUCCCCAGUGGGUCGACCCCUCUACCUCCCCCCCGAUCGGCCGGUACUCUCACUGGACAAGAUCGCCAAGAGAGAGUGUAAGGUACUGGUGCUGGAACCUGGAAGAGACUGAGAGACAAGGCGAGAGACAGGGAGAGGUGAAGGAAGAGAGGGGAGUGCUGGUGCUUGAGCCAGGUAGAAACAAUGAGACUGUGAAGAUGGGAGGGAGUGAAGGAAGGGAGGAAGAAGGGAGACAUAGAUAGAAAAAGGGAGAGAGAGAGAGACAUCUCUCAUGCUGAACAUUUCCUACAUCCUACAAGGCACGCAUGAACAAUGAUUUACCACACAGACAGAUAGACUAUCUGACACACACUGAAUGAUUGACUGGACGUGAGCCACAUCAUUUGAAGACACUGGAGAAGUUACUUUCAACAACAUAAUUUCACAUUUUUAUCUCAACAACAUUUGAUGUUUUUAUAUCACUGUAAUGUCAACAUUCCAUUUCAUUCCUUGUUUUAUUCCUUGUGUAAUGCUGUAAUUUAAUGUGUAAAUAAUUGUUAAGGUUUUAAACAGGGUGAGCAUUUUGAGAAUUUUUUCACUGUAGAUUACUGUGUUUACCGUACAGGGUUAUGGUAAUAGCCAAUACCUUGUAAAUACAUAUUGUUAUACACUGGUAUACAUUUUACACAGUAUAUGUAAUGUAAUACUUGGAUGUUAGAAUCUUUUUUUUUUGUGAAAAACUGGAUUUUGUUACUGAAAAACUGGAUUUUAUUAGUGAAAGACUGAAUUUUGUUAGUUUACACACUGUUAGAUACACUUAUCUAACGUGAUGGAUGUCAAACUUGUGAUUAAAAAAAGUAGCAGGAGACCACAGGGUUGAGUUCUGUUGCAUUGUGGAAUAACUCUAGCCUGGUCUCAGAUCUGUUUGUGCUGUCUUCACAACUCCUAUGGUCAUUGUCACGAUAGGAAUUGGCAAGACAGCACAGACAGAUCUGGGACCAGGCUAGAUCUGUUUCACCCGUGGAUAGUGUCAUCGAGUUCACUCUUAUUAGAAUGUGUUGUAUUUCAGUGGCUUGGAGCCACACAGUCUCGGCACUGUAUUUAGUAGUUAAACAAGUAGUCUACCAGAGAUGUUUUUAGUUUAUGCUAAAUAUAUUUAUUGUCCGAUUUGUAUAAUUUAGAUUUUCUUUUAUCAGCAUUUACUUCUGCUUAAAAGUCUUAAAAGUGCUUAUACUCCUUAGUACACUCCAGAGUACACAUAUUGUACAUAGAAGGACACACUCCGUAACACAAACUUCAUAGUCCACACUCCAUGAUAGGGAACAAAUUAUUUCCCUUUCCCUUGUUAUACUGCUGUUCGCCCUGUUCCCUAUAAAGUGCACUACUUAUGGACCCUGGUCAAAAGUAGUGGACUAGAUAGGGAAUAGGGUGCAUUUGGGACACAAUCCUUACACUGUUGUUCACAGCUGUUAAAACUUUGAUUACAGUGGUUGAUCCUGUUGAUUGUUGUUGUUAUGCCAUUCAUUCACACUUUACCUUAUUAUUAGGGAUUUAGUCCUGGGUAACAAUCCAGAAUAGUGGAUUAUUUAGAAAUCGUAACGUCCGUUACUAUAGCUACGUUUACAUUUGUGUUGAGAACAUUGAACAAUGGUGUGUGUGUGCGCAGGUGUGUGUGCAUGUGUAUGUGCGUGCCGCUUUAAGCAUUUGUUGUAUGUUUUUUGUAUGUUUGUCUAAAAUAUUAUUUUAUUUCCUGGUUCAAUUGCCAAUGGAAAUGACCAAUGGGUCUUUAUCCCUGAUGUAAAUUACAAUGUGAGGUUGGGGACAUUUCAAUCAGAUUUUUUUUUACUGUGUGUCAAAAGCCCCGUUUAUACCUGGUUCUAGCAUGCAUCCUUUGUCCUGAUCUUUUCCACAUUUUGAUUGUGCCCACAUUUUUAGACAGGUGUUGACAAUCAAAAGACACAUUGUGAUGUGAUUUUGAUCAGAUCAUUCUGCCCACCUCCGGAGGUAGUCAGGCACGCAUUGUGUCUUUGUAUCUUACAAGUGUAGACGGAUCUGGACAGAGAAACCAUUUUAGUACAUUAUUCCACCCAUUAAAAUCAUUGACAGGUGGCACCAUUGACUGAUUACAUCAAUAUGUGUCUUACAAUACAUAAAUAAAUCUUAUUUUGAAAGAGUAGUGAAAUAAUUAGCAUAAAGGAAGGGAUCAGGAAAUCUGGUCACAAUGCAGACACAUUGGAUGGAUAAAAGACACGUUUUAAUACCAUGUGUAGACACAUUUUUGGAAAUGUGGGCACAUACAGAAUGUAGACAAGAUCAGGACAAAGGACCCAUGUUAACGCCAGGUAUAAACCGGGCGUAUUAUGCCUUAUUUUCCCUGGACACAAAGUAUUCUGUGUGUUCUGUUCUGUGUUUAAUUUAGACGUUUUUAUCUCUAUAUCUUUACGUGAAGACAAGAAAUAGACGUACCCAAUACUGUGUGUACAGAGGAUGUGUGUUAUUUAGUUUCUUAUGUUUAAUUUUGUUUAGAUGUUUUAUUUCCUGGAAUUUAACUGAAAAACAAAACCAUUCCAACUCAAUUUUCAUUGUUCCCGAACACUUGAUGAACAAAAGUUUGGUCACAAACAUUUCCAUUCCUUUCCUCUUGUGAUUUUAAAACAAUGUAUUAUAUUACUACUUGGACCAAUGUAGCUCACAAUAUGAUUGUUUAUGUAUAUUAGUGACUUAUUUUUAACAGUCAUUGUUGUUAAGCACUUGAAUUGAUUUGACUUGUAUUGUUCUUGGUUCUUUGGACACACAAACAACAAAUGCAGUUGAUUGUGUCACAGAUGUACUGUGGCACGUUGUUUGCUAGCAGUCUCACUGGCCUUAGUUUAGGUCUUGCUUGUUUUUAGAUGCAUUGAAUGCAAACGUCUGUCAGGGAAAAGUGUUGGGGUAAAAAAAAAAUGUUUUGGGUCACUCCUCGUUUGUUGCACUCUUGAAGUGUGAAUAAAUACAGUUGGAGCGA